AGGUCCUGAGCGCUCUGGAGCAGGUUUUUUACAAGGAUCUCUCUGUACUUAGAUACGUUAAUCUUUCCCUCGAUCCUGACUAGUCUCCCAGCUGCAACUGAGGUGUAGCUGCAACCAAGGUGCAGGGUUGUGCCCUAAUGAACACAACCCAGGAGAUGCCUGAGAAUUCACCAGGCAGUGCAGGAGUAUCACAGAAAGAAUACACCCUCACAAAACAACUCUGCUCCAUACAUCUGGGACCCAGUAGACCAGGUCACUUAGAGGCAGCCUUACCAUGAUAUGGUUCCUUAGAAAUCGGUAAGCUUACAGUAUUUGGUUCAGGAAGUAGGUUGUAUAUUUGUUUCAUGACUAAGCAUUGUUAGUGCUGUUUGUGUAUAUUGUUGUUGUGAUGGUUGCCAUUGACGACUGCUCUGACAUUGUUCCUGUUUGUCCACCCAUAGCGAUGGAACAAGCGCUACUGUGUGAUUUCAGAUGACAAGCUCUUUACUCCGCAGAGGAAGAGGACGAGGAGCCCAGGAAGUCCCCAGAGCUCCACACGUCAGAGGCCUGGUUCCAUGGUAGGAGGAGUGAGGGGAGGCAGACAACAGAGGCUGCUGCAGGAGUUCUGUGCUGAGUCGGGAGGCAGGGAUGGCACCUUCCUGGUCCGAGAAAGUGACAUCUUUGUGACUGACUUCACUCUCUCCUUCUGGUACGCCAGCUUGGCUGCAGCUCUACUGACAUCUUCAGUAUGUGUGUACUGUGUGUAAUACUCUGCUGUGCUGAUGUUUGUUUUUGGAGUGUUAUACUGUAGGCGCAGUGGGAGGGUCCAGCACUGUCGUGUCCGCUCUGGCUCAGAGGGAGGACACCUUCUACUUACUGACUGAUAACCUGCACUCCCCAGUGUGUACUCACUGAUCCAGCACUAUCGUGAAAUGCCUCUCCGCUGCCACGACUUUGACCUGUGCCUCACUGAGGCUGUGCCCUGGGACGGAGCCUUCCUCAUCAGACAGAGAGAGGAUGGCGACUCCUACGCCAUCACCUUCAGAGGUGAUGGGAAGGUCAAACACUGUCGUAUUCAGAAGGAUGGCUCUAUGUACAUGCUGGGAUCCACCAUUGAGUUCCAGAGCCUGGUGGAGCUGGUCAACUACUUCCGAAAGAAGCCACUGUAUCGCAAGAUCAAACUACGCUACCCUGUCACACCGGAACUGGUCAGCCGCUUCAGCACAGUGAGAGAGAGGGAUGAGGAGAGAUCGGGGGCAGCGAGAAACAAAGGGAAAGGGGGAAGGUUGGGAGAGAUGUACACUGAACAAAAAUAUAAAGGUGCUCAGCCCAGCGUAUUCAGUGAUGUCAUGCUGACAGGAAGCUGCUGUGUGUUUUCUGUCCUACAGAUCAAGCAGCAGGAGGAGGUGGAGAAGAGUGAAGAGGUCGCCAUUAAGAUGUCUGACCUGGUGGUGUACUGCCAGCCUCGCAGCAAGGAGAAGGACCACUUUGUGAAAUAUUGCUACAAAGAGAUCCGCUCCUUCGUGGAGAACAAGACCCCGGCCAAAAACAGAACUCCAGACUUCCUGAGGUAUAACCGCAAGGCCUUGAGCCGCAUCUACCCCAAGGGCCAACGUGUGGACUCAUCCAACUACGACCCUAACCCUCUGUGGGCCUGCGGCUGCCACAUGGUGGCGCUCAACUUUCAGAUUGCAGAUAAAUACUCAACUCAACAGUGCCCUCUUCAGUCCACAUACAGUCAACAGACAGAAAUGUUGUGCUCUGACAGCUAUGAUCCACAGCUGGAGAAGAGGAAAGUCAAGUUCACCCUUACUGUCAGAGUGCUAGCUGCCAGACACCUGCCGAAGCCAGGCCGUAGCAUCGCCAGCUCUUUUGUAGAGACGGAGCUGUGUGGACACACAGAGGACAAAACGUUUAAGACAGUUCUCUCUCGUGACAAUGGGCUGAACCCAGUGUGGAAGGCCCCUCCAGAGCCAGUGACUUUCCUAGUGCAUGAGCCAGAGCUCACCUUCCUGCGCUUCGUGGUGAAUGAGGAGGACAUGUUCUCAGACCCAAACUUCCUGGCUCAGGCUACCUUCCCUGUGAAGGGCAUCCACUCAGGGCACCGUUCAGUUCCUCUGAAAAAUGGUUUCAAUGACAGCAUAGAGCUAGCUUCUUUACUAGUCUACAUCAACGUGCAGCAGGUGGAGGUGAGACACACACACACACACACACUGCAUGUUGACUGGAAACAGCCUUUGAUGUGAGUUACUGGUGGUGUUUGUGUGUCUGGAUGGUGAGCCUGUGCCAUUCAGAAGCAGAGGAGCUAUACUCAUCAACUAGCCAACUGCGGAGGAGGCAGGCGGAGCUAAGCAACAAGCUUUUCCUGUACGACACCCACGCCAGCCAGCAGAGCUCCGACCCCCCACAGCUCCGCAAUGACCUCAUGAGAGUUCAGCACCAAUGAAAAACAUAGAAGAUCCAAGACACUUGCAAACAGAAGUAGGCAGAGUUAUGCUCCUUUCAUGUUACAAUAAAAUGUCAUAA
Oncorhynchus kisutch (coho salmon) is the source of this 2505-nucleotide messenger RNA. Its product is annotated as 1-phosphatidylinositol 4,5-bisphosphate phosphodiesterase gamma-2-like. Lineage: Eukaryota; Metazoa; Chordata; Actinopteri; Salmoniformes; Salmonidae. The transcript has 8 exons. Gene Ontology annotation, biological process: phosphatidylinositol-mediated signaling; phosphatidylinositol metabolic process; release of sequestered calcium ion into cytosol. The record is from RefSeq and is a predicted model, not a curated record. Gene Ontology annotation, molecular function: phosphatidylinositol-4,5-bisphosphate phospholipase C activity. Gene Ontology annotation, cellular component: ruffle membrane.